ACAAGCGGUAGAAAAUUGAUGGAUAAUUUCACAUUUUUUCGUCUUAUUUUUACCUUGCAAAUGUCCCACAAUAACAAAAGCCUUACUGCGCCAUAAAGCAGACUCUGGCGACAUCUGCAGGUCAACUGACGUAUGACAACUAAUUAUUCGUAAAUGUAAUUAAACACAGGACUAAAAAAAUGUUUUAAAUUAUUUCUCAACACACAAAGGAUGAAAUGUAAGAUUUCACAUUGUAUAUUCACAUUUUAAAAUUGUAUUUAAAGUUUAGCGCAUUUUAGUACCGAAGAAUGUGAAAGGUUUUGCUCGUUGAGGGGCGGGGCUUCUAGUUGACGCGGCGUUGCCAAACGGAGGAAAAGACUCGUCUCGGUACGAUAAUGUAACAAAUGACUGUAAUACUGCGAUUAAUAAUUUUUAAAAAAAGGAUAUCCUACAAUAAUUUGACACGUCAAUAUAUGAAUGUAAGCAAACCGGUCACAUAUUUCACAAUGCCUGAUUAUGCGCCUCCUUACAACCAAAUGGGGAGGACAGCUUUUUUCCAACAAGGCUUAUUUAUAAAACUACUUCGUAAGCUCUUACAUACACGAGUUAAGUUUUUUUUUUUACGCUACCAAAAAUGACGUCCAAUUGGAAAUGUACGACAUUUUACCUCAAAAAUACGAGAGGUUUGUGAUUCCGGUACAAACAGUUUGUCGUUUCCCACAUGGCAACGCUGGCGUGACGUCACACAAAGGGCGUCAGCUCGUAGGGCGUUGUUGAGAUUCACCGCCAAAUUCAAACCAGCGCUGACACCGAAAGAGGACUUUCUUCGUCUCACACGAGUGUCUCUUCUUUUUAGUCCGAAUGGCAUCCUCAGUGAUGGACGGAGUGGGCCGAGCCGUGGUCGGAGUCUGGCGGGCGCACACGUCCCUGGACGAGUCCGACGGCGCGGAGAGUUCUCCCGAGGCGCCCGACCGCUUCCGCAAACAGCGAUCCUCGUCCUCUCUUAAUUCCCUGCGCAUGUCCCUGCGGAAGCGCCGCCCGCUGUGCGCCGUCCAGGCCGGGUCUCUCCCGGAGACCAACGUGGGGCCGGCGAAGGAGCAGCCGAAGACCAGCGCGGUCCAGAAGCUCAGUCGCAGUGCUCGGAACUCCUUCACCGGAGUGUAUCAGAGGCUGCAGAGGACCAGGGAGUUCUCCCGUGAGGAGUGUCUGGUGGCUACCCCGGGUCGCAUCUGCGAAGAGGAAGAGAACACGUCCUCGCCCAGACGGACCCCGAGGCGCACCCCCAAGUCGGCGACCACACCAGCCCGCACCCCGGGCUCCAGAGGCAGGAGGACUCCUGAGGCCGGCGUGCGCGGGGUCAAGCACGGAGCAGGCAGGAGGCAGUUGGUUCGGAUGGCGGCGCUGCGUAGCCCCUUUGCGUCCCCCAACACGCAGAACCAGAGACUGAAGUUCGACCGAGACCUGGAGUCGGUGUCGAGCGGACUCCGCAGGCUGAAGCAUCUCUCCCGGGCCUUCGAUGACCUCAUCGGGCGGGACGAGAAGACCGAAACACGGCAGGAGUGCGGCAGCGCGGUGAUGAGGAAGUUGGACCCGUGCGGGAAACUCAGCCGCUCCAAUCUGAGCCGCCGAGCCUCCCAACGCCUCGGCGGGUGGGCCGACGUGACCGUGAGCGCCGUACGUAAAUGAGCGUGUUUGUAGCCUAACGUUCUUAUUUAGCCAAAUGAAGACCUUGCCUUGUUUAGAUGUAAAAACAAAAAACUGGGACCUCGUUACAUGUUACAUGGUAGCAGCUUUUGUUUGUCUGUAUGUUAUCGUGGUUUACUCUCCUCAGUGUAGCUAGCAAAAGGUCUACAUGUUUUGUUAUUGUCCUGGCUGCUACAACCAAAUGUACUCAACGUUUCUCUACACCAGGGGGUGUCCAAACUACGGCCCGCAAGACGCUAUGAGUCUACUAAACAAUUCUACCCACAGGGAGGUUGAACUUAUUAUCUUAGUCCGACAAUUUUGAUGAUAAUGUGCAGCCUUUUAGUGGACAAUUCAGGUUAAUGACCUUGAAUUAUGCGCAGGAUGCACAGCAUUCACUUAUAUGACCUAAUGCAAACAACCUUCCCUAGUCAUGGUGCAACAAAUAAAUAUCCGACUAUCAUUAAAAUGUCAACACACGUAACACAACCUGCUCACUGAACUUUGUGGAUAUUGUAGAUAAAACGUCCGCGCACCAUUGGGAGAAAAAAAAAUCUAAUUUACACCGAUUUAAAUCCAUUACAAAGCAUGAUGGGAAAAAUACAAAUAUACUCCGUGCUUUUCUUUGUUUGGAGCAUUUUAGUUGCUUGGUAUUUGUGAUUGAUGACAAAACUUUAAGGAGGUUGUCACGGUAGUAAACAAGUUAGAAGUCGAACAUUCACAUACAUUUAAUACCCAAUGAUAUUAUUUAUAUAUCCAUUAUUUUAAUAUAAUAUGGACACACGUGUGUAUUUAUAUAUAUAUGUAUGUGUAUUUAUUUAUGUAUUAAUGUGUAUAUGUAUGUAUAUAUGUAUAUGUGUGUGUGU
Nerophis ophidion (straightnose pipefish) is the source of this 2528-nucleotide messenger RNA. RefSeq lists its product as uncharacterized. The coding region runs from base 841 to 1665 and encodes 274 amino acids. The record is from RefSeq and is a predicted model, not a curated record. NCBI's taxonomy places the organism in Eukaryota, Metazoa, Chordata, Actinopteri, Syngnathiformes, Syngnathidae. The transcript has 5 exons.